Messenger RNA from Tetranychus urticae (two-spotted spider mite), 2732 nucleotides. NCBI's taxonomy places the organism in Eukaryota, Metazoa, Arthropoda, Arachnida, Trombidiformes, Tetranychidae. The record is from RefSeq and is a predicted model, not a curated record.
CAAAUAGGCUUUACCCAUUUUUACAUCAAAUAUUUUUUUUAUUCCAUUUCAUUCAUCUUAUUAUUUUUCAUUGUUUCAUUCAUUUUGAGAAAUUGGUGAUUUUUUUAUCAAGUUAUCCUGAUGCCUCCUACCAUGAAUGACUCAGGUGAUAAUAUUGCUUUGGAGGAGCAAACCAUUGAAAGUGAACCAGAGAGUAAAGUUUCCUUUGCCGGUGCCACACUUCAUUUAAAUAGUCAUCAGGAUGCAAUUCCUAUCAUCACCGCUAUUCAGGAUUGCCCUAAUCUUAAAUGUUUCAAUUUGGAAGGAAACACUCUGGGUGUCGAAGCUGCGGAAGCUAUUUCUGAUGCUUUAGCAUCUAAGCAUAGCCUUACUCAUGCCAUAUUGAAGGAUAUUUUUACCGGCCGAUUGAAAGACGAGGUACCACCAGCAGUUAGAUCAUUGAUGAAAGGUAUUCUCUCUUCUUCUGCUCGUUUGGUUGAAUUAGACCUCAGUGACAAUGCGUUUGGACCUAUUGGUAUGGAAGCCUUGGCUCCUUUUUUGGAAAGUGAUUCAUGCGAAGAUUUGAAAAUACUGCGUCUCAACAAUAAUGGUUUAGGAAUUGGAGGAGGUAAAAUAUUAGGACGAGCAUUAAACAAUUUAAAAAAUUUGGAAGUCUUUGUUUGUGGUCGCAAUCGUUUAGAGAACCCAGGAGCCAAAGAAAUAGGUGCCUCGUUGUCCAAUUUGGACAACUUACGACACAUAGAAAUGCCUCAAAAUGGUAUAAACUUAGCUGGAAUCGAAGCUUUAUCAGAAGCUAUCAAGGAGAAAAUUCAAAUACUAAAUUUAAGUGAUAACACAAUGACCACUGAAGGGGGACGAAUAAUUGGUGAGGCCUUGAGAAAAACUAAACCAAAGCUCCAACAGGUCAACUUCUCAGAUUGUCUGUUGAAGAAAGGAGGAUUUUCAUUUAUUUUGGAAGCCAUGAAUGAUACUGGCAUACUUGAGAAUUUGCAAUGGCUUGAUGUCAGUGGUAAUGAGAUCGGGGGUGAAGAAGUUGUUGAUUUAAUAGUCAACAUAUUUGGCGAUUCCUCAAAAAACUUUACUGGCCUAACGUUAAAUUUGAGUAGCAAUGUUUUUGGUGAAGACAAUUGCUCAUACAUUCUUGAUGAGUUGAAUGAUAAAGUCACUGUUAUUUUAGAGGAAGAUGAAGGUGACCAAGAAGAAUACGAGUACCCUGAUGAUUACCUGGAGGACUCAACGGAUACAGGAGGACCGCGGGUAGAUGGAUCAGAGGAAAUUCGGGAGUUGGUGGAAGAUGAAGCAACUACUUUAGAUGAAUUGUGCUCAGCUUUUGUGAAAAUUACUACUGAAGGAUUUAACGAAUCAACUUCUAGUUUACCAGAAAAUGUUUUAAAAGAUUCUGAUUUGCUAAUCAAAAGAUUAAUUGAAAAAGGACCUUCUUAUGAAUCAGCUCAAGCAUUAUUAUCGCACUUGGGUUUGAUCAAGAGUGAAGAAGGAUACCACAAAAAAACCCGAGACUUAAGAGGUCCAUUUAUUGCGUUAACUAAUUGUCGUGGUCAUUUGAAAAAAGUCCAAGUCGAUGCUUUACAAUUUUCUCUUGGACGAAUUCCUACUGCUACAGAUACAACAGGGAAACUUAAACACAAACUAAUGCAAGCUUUGUUCACCCCUUUGGUUGAAACACUUCUAGUUCAAGUUAGAUUUAAUAUGAAAUCUAGAUUAUUGCAAAUACGGACCUGUCCAGAGACUAAGACUAAAGAUGCUAUCCAAAAGGCUGCUGAUUUUGUCCAAGCCUUUGCCCUUGGACAAAACAAAUCUUCUCGUUUUGUCAGUUUUCAUCUAGAUCUAUCUUCCGUCAAGAUCAAAAUGACUUUGUUUGUAUCCUUUUUUCUAGUUACCUUUCCAAUCAUUUCAAAUGGACUUAAGUUGUCCCAUGAAAUUAAACAAUCAAAUAUUUACUGUGGUGUUCGUGCUACCGACAAUGAAUUGAUUGGCCGUGUCGUCGGUGGUCGUGAUGCUGUUCCAGGAGAAGUUCCUUUUUUCGCAUCAAUAGAAGAAAGCAAAUUUUUCAAUAUAUUUAAAUAUAAAAAGUGUGGUGGUGUUUUGAUUUCAAAUCGAUGGGUCUUGACUGCAGCCCAUUGCACACUCAGUUGGUUUGCAACCUUACGAGCUAUUUUAGGUGACAAAUUGAACAACAAAACAAUUGAAGUGGAAAAAAUUUACGUCCAUCCAGAUUUUAAGCGUGAAACAUUGGCAAACGAUAUCGCCCUUUUAUUAUUGAAAGAACCAGUUCAGUUUAAUAGGAAUAUUCAACCAAUCUGUUUACCAGAGCCUGGCGAAGAUGAAACUUUUUAUGGUCGCCAUGGAACAGUUGCUGGUUGGGGAAAACUAGAUCCACAAAAGAGAGAAUUACCAAGAAAUAUGCAAAUAACCACUUUGCCGAUCAUCAGAUAUGAUUCUUGUCGCAAAUCUUAUGCAAAAGCUGGACACAACGAAACAAAGAUCAAUGAUUCGGUUUUGUGUGCUGGUUACCCAGAAGGCAAAAAAGAUGCCUGUUUUGGUGAUUCUGGUGGUCCGUUGAUGGUCAAAGUUUCAAACCAUUGGGUGCUUGCUGGGAUCGUAUCAAAUGGCAUAAGCUGUGCGAAGCCUGAUCUACCCGGAAUAUACACCAGAGUGGCAUUUUUCUUAAACUGGAUUAAAGGAAUAAUUCACUGAUCUGUACUUAUAGACCU